AUGAUCUCUACACGCAUGUUCCGUUCGGCUUCGUCCGUUGCCCGGCAAGGCGUUGCAUCACAGCGGCUCUUCCACGCCAGCCGCCCUGCCUUUGCAGUCCACCAUGUCAAGACUGCCGAAGAGUUCAAAAAGGUUGUCAAGGACCAAAACACAGUCAUUGUCGACUGUUUCGCAACAUGGUGCGGGCCAUGCAAGGCCAUCGCUCCCAUCCUGGAAAAGGCCUCUGAGGACGCAGAGUUCAAGGACAAGGUCCACUUUGUCAAGUUUGACGUGGACGAGCUGCCCGAGCUGAGCCAGGAGCUGGGCAUCCGCGCCAUGCCCACCUUUCUCUUCUAUAAGAACGGCAACAAGGUCGACGAGAUGAUUGGCGCGAACCCGCCUGUUCUGCUGCAGACUUUGAGGAAGCACAAGGCUUAG
Trichoderma reesei QM6a is the source of this 417-nucleotide messenger RNA. RefSeq lists its product as uncharacterized. The coding region runs from base 1 to 417 and encodes 138 amino acids. The record is from RefSeq and is a predicted model, not a curated record. Gene Ontology annotation, molecular function: protein-disulfide reductase activity. The transcript has 3 exons. Lineage: Eukaryota; Fungi; Ascomycota; Sordariomycetes; Hypocreales; Hypocreaceae.